Messenger RNA from Chaetomium fimeti, 1160 nucleotides. RefSeq lists its product as uncharacterized. The transcript has a single exon. Bases 117 to 1142 code for a protein of 341 amino acids. The record is from RefSeq and is a predicted model, not a curated record. Lineage: Eukaryota; Fungi; Ascomycota; Sordariomycetes; Sordariales; Chaetomiaceae.
AACCAUAAUUAUCACACGAUGUGAAAAGAGCUGCUUUAGCCCGUCACGAACCCUCUUACACUGAGUCUCGUCCAUUAUCAUCCACAAUCCCCAAGAAAAGGAAGUACUAACACACCAUGGCUCUAUCAUCCCAGCUGCUACCUUUCCCCGUCAGCCUCAACAAGGCAGAUUGUGAGUUCAUUCUCCUCGGGCACUAUUUGCGCCACCCCAAGGGCGGAAUCUGCCACCUCUGCCAGAGCUCCAUCCUCAACACCUUCGUCGCACUCUCUGCCAAACAUGGCACAGGCCUGCAGCUAUUCCCUUCCCAGCUAACCGACCAGCGCUACCCAGCCGAGGUCGCUCAGCGCCGAGAUAACGCUUUAGUCAACGCAAUCUGCUGGCGAAUCGCGAACAAGGCCGAGUUCGACAACCUCCUGCACAACGGCUGGAUCGCCAUGUUCGAGUCGGCCAGGAGCACCUCCACCACCACCUACGACCCAACCCAACAACAGCAGCGGCACCACCAGCCCCCCAACCCCUCCGCCGCCCCUCCCCCGCACCUCAUCACCGCCACCCGCUUCUUCCCCCCGGAAAUCAACUACGCCGUCACCACCAGCGAGGAGUGGCUCACCAAACUCUGGUUCGCCUGCGCGGGUCACUACACCACCAACGACCUCUUGCGGGGGCGCGCCUACUCGGGCUACGCCGCCUUCGAGGGUAUGCACCUGCGGCGGGUCGUGGCGGGCUUCCAGCCGUACCACGACGGGGCGUGCGCGUGCGCGUGCGCCGACAGCGACCGGCAGGCGAUGGCCGCCGCCGGCCUGCAGGCCGGGUUCCCCGCGCAGACUUGGUUGGAUAGCGGGACCCCGCCGCAUGUGGAAGUGGUGAUGCGCUACACGGAUCCGGUGAUCAGGGAGGCGUACGGGCGGUAUUGUGGCGAGCUCGCUGCGCGCGGUGGUGGGGAGUGGGUCCUGCCGCUGGUGAGGAUGUGGGAUCAGUCGGGGUUUAAAGAGUGGUUGGUGCUGAUAGUGCAGAAGGCGGAGGCGGGGAUGGACUCGCAGGCGAUGGAGGGUGUUGAACGUGACGAGGAUGUUGAGCUUGAGGAGGCGGCGAAGACGCUGCUGGCGUUGAAGCUGGGCGGGGAUGCUCAGGCUUGUUGCUGAAGGUGGUGGGGUAUAAGU